Molecule: messenger RNA, 2231 nt
Organism: Phycodurus eques (leafy seadragon)
Lineage: Eukaryota; Metazoa; Chordata; Actinopteri; Syngnathiformes; Syngnathidae
Product: gastrula zinc finger protein XlCGF8.2DB-like
Exons: 2
Coding region: 146-1234 (362 amino acids)
Biological process (GO): regulation of transcription by RNA polymerase II
Cellular component (GO): nucleus
Molecular function (GO): DNA-binding transcription activator activity, RNA polymerase II-specific; RNA polymerase II cis-regulatory region sequence-specific DNA binding
Source: RefSeq, a predicted model, not a curated record
UAAAACACAAUGCAUUCAUUCUUCAAUUCAAUCUUUGAGCGGUGACUUUGUAACGCUUUCCAGUUAGCUUAGCUUAGCUUGCCGCAAAGCAAAGGAAGAGCGACGCAACUUUAGCAACGCGCAUUGUGAUCGCGAUAGUGCGGAAAUGUGUAAAGUGGAAAUGCUGAGAGCGUUACUGAGCCAGAGACUGAAUGCAGCCGUUGAAGAAAUAUUUGUCGUGUUUGAAAGAACGAUAGCAGAGUACGAGAAGGAACUUUGUCGGACAAAAGAGGAGAACGAGCGACAACGUCAACUACUGGACACGCUCAAGAAGACUCAAGUUGAAUUACAUGAACCAGACGUGAGUGAAGAAGAUGUUCCUUCUGAGUCGCAGGAGUGGAGCUCCAGGGUGGAGCAGCAGGAGCCAGAUGGCCCCCACAUUAAAGAGGAAGGGGAGCGAGAUCAGCUUCAAGGGUUGGAGUCGGCAGUGAUUCGUGUCAUUGUGAAAAGCGACGAAGAAGAAGAAGAUGACGGAGACCACCGUGGAGGAUCACAAGCAGACCGCCUCUUUGCGCCGCUUUCCGAUAGCGACGACACAAAGUCGCGCUCUCCUGACACUGAUGUGACCUGUCGCACCGAUGACAAACGCUUCAAAUGCCCUCAGUGUGACAAAGCGUUUGGGAGCAAUUAUUCUCUGAAAAGACACAUGCGAAAUCACACUGACAACGAGCACUUGAAAUGCUCCGAAUGCGGGAAGACCUGUGUUGACAAGUACAUUUUGAAGGUGCACAUGAGAACACACACCGGUGAGAAACCUUUCGUCUGCUCAGUUUGCGGUAAAGGGUUCGCCCAAAAGGAAAAUUUGAUAACACACGUAAGAACACACACAGGAGAGAAACCUUUUACAUGCUCAGUUUGCAACAGAGGUUUUACUGAGGGUUCGGCAUUGACUCAACACAUGAGAAUACACACCGGUGAGAAACCCUUUCCGUGCUCAGUGUGUGGUCAACGCUUCUCAAUCAAGUCAAAUAUGUUGACGCACAUGCGAAUACACACCGGAGAAAAACCUUUCGCCUGCUCAGUGUGUGGCCUUCGAGUAACUCAAAGGGGUACUCUCAAAACUCACAUGAGGACUCACACUGGCGAAAAAGGUUUCAGUUGCAGUGCGUGCGAUAAGAAAUUUUCUCGUAAGGAGAAGCUGAUUAAGCACAAGUGUGUUGAGAAUAAUGAAACUGCAGCAAUUGAAAUUAACUGAAGACUUUUUUUUGGUAACAUUAGCCUGGUUUACCCUGUAUUCCAAAAGUUUGAACAAAUACGGAACCGCUGGAAAAUGUAAAAAUUUUGGAUUCCAGCACAAUAGUAUCAUGCUGUUGCUUUAAUAAAAGUGUUAGAACAAUCACAACUACUGUGCUAAAUAAACAAGUGAACUCAAUCUUGAUAAAUCACGCAUGUCACACGUCUGUAAAACGGCUGUUCUGAUUCAACGCAGUCGUACAUUUGAUUGGAAUAGAUACACCAACUCAGACCUGAGAGCUUCAAUCGGAAUCAAUCAGAAUGGAAAAAAAAGUCUGCAUGUAAAGCCUAUUACCUUUGUUGUUUUACUGGCUUUGUGUGUUUUCACCAUCCUGUGAAUACGCUUUCAUGUCAGUCAUUAGUGUUUUUGUUUUGAAUUAUUCUGCUGAAUUGAUGACCCACUAGCAUUUACAAGGAUGAUGAAACUCAAGGUCCAAGCUGGCCCGCCAAAUAAUUUUUGUGACUCACUUACUAAAUGGAUGUGUUGUUUUUAUUUUGACAGAAAAUCCGUACCAAAAUUGGAUAAUUAUCUUCACUUUUUACAGAUACUAUUACAAACAUAUAUUCCCUCCAAAUCCACUUUUAACAUCAGCAACAGUUGCAUAGUUAUAUAUAUAUAGUUGUGACUGUUUCCCAUGACUUCUGAUUUCAAAUUCAUCAUUAUCAUGUUAUCACGGCCCACUCUGCUGCAUUUGCACAAUUGCCGUUAUCCCUUACGUUUCUCACUGACUCGCUGUACAAAUGUGUUUAUUUCCUCAACAUUUUUUGUUCCAAUGGCUUGUUUGUUGUUGUACUAGAGUGCUCCAUUUGAUGUGUUUUUAACAUACUGUACUUUGCCAAUAAAGAGGAUUCAGAUUCUGAGAGUAUUACUACAAUGUGGCGCAUAGUGUAAAUGAGCUUGACAUCCCCGACGCAGGGUGAGGUUCUUAUGGGAUACAGCAGACAGAAAAAUUUCACAA